This is a messenger RNA of Fulmarus glacialis (Northern fulmar), 1475 nucleotides long. RefSeq names its product suppressor of tumorigenicity 7 protein-like. The record is from RefSeq and is a predicted model, not a curated record. The transcript is spliced from 14 exons. NCBI's taxonomy places the organism in Eukaryota, Metazoa, Chordata, Aves, Procellariiformes, Procellariidae. The annotation marks the transcript as partial. Gene Ontology annotation, molecular function: protein binding.
UGACUGUGUUCUUAAGCACUUUGACGCCAAAAUUCUACUUUGCCCUUACAGUGACUUCGUCUUUUAUAUCUGGACUGAUAUUUGUGUUUGAGUGGUGGCAUUUCCGAAAAUACGGCACGUCUUUCAUUGAGCAGGUUUCUGUGAGUCAUUUGAGGCCCCUCAUCGGUGGCAUAGAAAACAGCCCUCCAGCACCAGCAGCGUUCUCGGCUGGAGAGAAUGAGACAAGCAGGCAGAAUAUGCCAGAGUGCAAAGUGUGGCGAAAUCCUCUCAAUCUUUUCAGAGGGGCAGAGUAUAGCAGAUACAUGUGGGUGACUGGGAAGGAGCCUCUUACAUACUAUGACAUGAAUUUGUCUGCUCAAGAUCAUCAAAACUUUUUCACGUGUGAUACAGAUGCCCUUCGGCCUUCAGAUACAGUUAUGCAGAAAGCAUGGCGAGAGAGAAACCCUCAAGCCCGGAUUAAAGCAGCAUAUCAAGCUUUAGAAUUGAACAAUGAUUGUGCCACUGCAUAUGUCCUCCUGGCUGAGGAAGAAGCAACAACUAUUGUAGAUGCUGAGAAGUAUUUCAAGCAGGCUCUGAAAGCAGGAGAAAUGAUUUACAGAAAGUCUCAGAACUGCCAUUCCCAAAGUCCCCAGCACGAAGCACAGCUGAGAAGAGACACCAAUGUAUUGGUGUAUGUGAAAAGGAGAUUAGCUAUGUGUGCAAGAAAACUUGGAAGAAUACGAGAAGCGGUAAAAAUGAUGAGAGAUUUGAUGAAAGAGUUUCCACUUCUCAGCAUGCUGAAUAUUCAUGAAAACCUCCUGGAGGCACUACUGGAGUUACAGGCUUACGCAGAUGUCCAGGCAGUUUUAGCGAAGUAUGAUGAUAUCAGUCUUCCAAAAUCGGCAGCAAUAUGUUACACAGCAGCCCUGUUAAAAGCCAGAGCCGUUUCAGAAAGGUUCUCCCCAGAAACUGCCUCCAAAAGAGGGCUCAGUACAGCAGAAAUUAAUGCUGUGGAAGCAAUUCACAGAGCUGUGGAAUUUAACCCUCAUGUUCCAAAGUAUUUACUAGAAAUGAAAAGUUUAGUGCUACCUCCAGAGCAUAUUCUGAAACGAGGAGACAGUGAGGCAGUAGCAUAUGCUUUUUUUCACCUCCAGCACUGGAAGAGAAUAGAAGGGGCUCUAAAUCUGCUACACUGUACAUGGGAAGGCACAUUUAGGAUGAUCCCAUACCCGUUAGAGAAAGGUCAUCUUUUCUAUCCCUAUCCGAGUUGCACAGAAACAGCAGACAGAGAACUGUUGCCAACAUUUCAUGAAGUCUCCGUUUACCCACAGAAGGAACUUCCCUUUUUCAUCCAUUUCACAGCAGGCCUAUGUUCCUUUUCAGCAAUGCUUGCCCUCCUCACGCACCAGUUCCCUGAGCUGAUGGUCAUUUUUGCUAAAGCUGUGCUGCGGGUGCUGUGGCCUGUGAGUGCUCCCAGCGUUCUGGCCUCCAGCUGA